AGACAAGUCAGGCGAAGAAUAAGUCCUUCAAACGCUCUCAUUUUCCUCCUCCUCCUCUCUCUCUCUCUCUCUCUCUCUCUCUCUCUCUCUCUCGUUUCUUGGAAGUUGAGGAGUUGGAAGAUCCAUGGCGGAGAUACAAACUUCCAUCUUAAUUCUCUUGCUGGGGGCCGGAGAGCUUAAAGCUUCAUCAGUUUCUCUCUCGUUUCUUGGAAGCUGAGGAGUUGGAAGAUCCGUGGCGGAGAUAUAAACUUCCAUCUUAAUUCUCUUGCUGGGGGCCGGAGAGCUUAAAGCUUCAUCAGUUUGAGAGAGAGAGAGAGAGAGUUGAUUUCAUAUAUACAUACAUACAUACAUAUAUAUAUAUAGGGUAUAGGUACACACACACACACACACACACACACACACACACACACACACAUACGCAUAUCAAAGGGUUUGAAGAGGGGAUCCAUUGAGAUGGGGAAUUACUGCUGCUGCCAUAUUUUGCAAGCUCAUCAGGUUAAUCAUCACAUCAGCCCCAACCCCACUAAGACCUCCAGCCCUGGUGGGAGCUCGUUCGACAAGGACAUAAAGCAGCUGGUUCCCACGCCGGCUCGGACGAGCAGCGGCAAUGGCAAAGCCCCAGCUGAAGGCACCACCAAGCAGCCAGUUCCGGUAGCGUUGCCCCCCGUGGGUAAGGUGAUAACACCGAACCUAAGGACGUAUACGCUGGCGGAGCUCAAAAGCGCGACCAGGAACUUCAGGCCCGACACGAUGCUCGGGGAGGGUGGGUUUGGGAGGGUCUUUAAGGGGUGGGUCGAUGAGAAGACCUUUGCCCCGGCGAAGGUCGGUGUCGGGAUCCCAGUCGCGGUCAAGAAGUCAAAUCCCGACAGCGAGCAGGGGAUGAAUGAAUGGCAGGCAGAAGUCAAAUUCUUGGGGAAGUUUCUUCAUCCAAACUUGGUAAAAUUGAUCGGAUACUGCUGGGAGGACAAACAUUACCUCCUCGUCUACGAAUACAUGCAAAAAGGAAGCUUAGAAAAUUAUCUUUUUAAAAAGUGCCCCGAACCACUUCCUUGGGAUAUUCGAAUAAAGAUAGCAAUUGGAGCAGCUCGGGGUCUCGCCUUCUUGCAUACAACGGAGAAAUCGGUUAUAUACCGAGAUUUCAAGUCCUCCAACAUAUUACUGGACGGGGAUUAUAAUGCAAAACUCUCGGAUUUUGGCCUCGCGAAGUUGGGCCCGGCAAAUGGUAACUCUCACGUGACGACCCAAGUGAUGGGCACGUACGGCUAUGCAGCGCCCGAGUAUGUUGCCACCGGGCAUCUAUACGUGAAGAGCGACGUGUAUGGUUUCGGGGUCGUUCUCCUGGAGAUGCUGACGGGCCUGCAGGCCCUGGAUAUGAACCGCCCUACUGGCGAGACCAACUUGGUGGAGUGGGCCAAGCCGUUGCUCUCCAAGGAGAAGCAGCUGAAGAAGAUCAUGGACCCAAGGUUCGAUGGCCAGUACCCCAUGAGUGGGGCGUUGCAGGCAGCUGAGCUCAUACUCAAGUGCCUCGAAGGCGACCCCAAGAACAGGCCAUCCAUGGAUGAGGUUCUGGCCAAGCUGGUGUCUAUAAGCUCCAUUAAAGAGAAACUGAAGGAAUCAAAGUCCGCCAAUCGGCUCUCAAGACAUCGGGAUGAGGCUUCCUCCUCCUCACAUAAACGACAGCACCAGCACCACCGAUCUCCACUCCACCACCAACAUGGUGGUGGCAGCGCGGGCAGCGCUAUAGGACGUGGACCCCGAAAAUAUCAGCAUCAUCCAACAGCUCGAUCACUAUGAUGAGUCGGUAAGGUCCACGAGUGCUCGUGUUUUGGAUCGUCAUGCUUUGUCAUAUAGACUUUUCCUUCCAUUUCGGGAGUCGUAAUUAGAAAAUUGCAAUUGAUUUUGUUAAUUGGAAGAAAGAUAGAUGUAGAGGGUAAAUUCAGGUCUAAAGCUUUGAUAGAGGAUUUCGAUGACAAGAUUAUGUAAUUAAAUUCCGAAGCCUAUCAUGUUUCCACAUUUCAUGUAGGAACUUUAUCGCUUGUAGCUUUGACAGCUCUUAGUUAUCCUUAUAUGGUUAAUGUUAAAUCGAAAAACAAUCGAAAACACAAGAGUUGGUCCUCA
Molecule: messenger RNA, 2118 nt
Organism: Punica granatum (pomegranate)
Lineage: Eukaryota; Viridiplantae; Streptophyta; Magnoliopsida; Myrtales; Lythraceae
Source: RefSeq, a predicted model, not a curated record